Messenger RNA from Cricetulus griseus (Chinese hamster), 2870 nucleotides. NCBI's taxonomy places the organism in Eukaryota, Metazoa, Chordata, Mammalia, Rodentia, Cricetidae. The record is from RefSeq and is a predicted model, not a curated record.
AUCCUCUAUUACUGUCACCCCUAGAACAGGUGCCUCAGCUUGCUGCCCGGCUGCCCAGCACCGGAGUGAGCAUGCCCACGUGUUGGCCGGGCCCCCACCGGAGGAGACAGAGCCGCCGGGACUCCUGGAUCCCAGCUUAGGUCCACCGGCUCUGUACUGUACCAGGGUUCCUGGGGACGCCGUUCCGCCGGUUUUCUGUCGAGCCUGGUCACCCGGAAGCUGGGCGUGACUCCUCCCCCUGGUCUCCUCCGUCCCCGCCAGGCGGCGCCGUUUCCUCAAUCCGGUUUUCCGUGUGGCUGCUUGUCUAUUGGCACCCUAGGAAUGUUGAGAUAGUCUGAAGGGAUUAUUCGUUGAAAUGAAAUGACAGAGAACAAUCUACCUACCAACUGGAAUAGUCUUCUUUGUAGACUGUGGUUUGACAGCAUUAGAUCUCCUGGUUGUAUAUGCACAGGAUUCUGUGCUCACGCCAAGAGCCUGAAUCAGUGGGUGUAGCGUCGGCUCCAGGUUGAGAUCAGUCUCAGCAUCUCUCCCUCAGAUGGUAUGACUGGUAGAAACAGCUGGAAUGAGUUGGCUGAUGCAGAAGGUCUCCGUGCUCCUCUUCUUAGCCUGGGUCAGUUUUCUUUUUUAUGCUGGCAUUGCACUCUUCACCAGUGGCUUCCUUCUCACCCGCUUGGAGCUCACCAACCAAAGCAGCUGCCAAGAGCCCCCAGGUCCUGGUUCGCUGCCAUGGGGGAGCCAAGGAAAGCCUGGGGCCUGCUGGAUGCCUUCCCGAUUCUCCAGGGUUGUGUUGGUGCUGAUAGACGCUCUGCGAUUUGACUUUGCCCAGCCCCAACGCUCACGUGUACCUGGGGAACCUCCUGUCUCCGUGCCUUUUCUGGGAAAAUUAGGCUCCUUGCAGAGGAUCCUAGAGACUCAACCCCACCAUGCCCGGCUAUACCAAUCUCAGGUGGAUCCCCCCACGACCACCAUGCAGCGUCUCAAGGCUCUCACCACUGGCUCAUUGCCUACCUUUAUUGAUGCUGGCAGUAACUUUGCCAGCCAUGCUAUAGUGGAAGAUAACCUCAUUAAGCAGCUCACCAGUGCAGGAAGGCGUAUAGUUUUCAUGGGAGAUGAUACCUGGAAAGACCUUUUUCCUGGAGCUUUUUCUCAAGCUUUCUUCUUCUCAUCCUUCAAUGUGAGAGACCUUCACACAGUGGAUAAUGGCAUCCUAGAACACCUCUAUCCUACCAUGGACAGUGGCGAAUGGGAUGUGCUGAUUGCUCACUUCCUGGGUGUGGAUCAUUGUGGUCACAAGCAUGGCCCUAACCACCCUGAAAUGGCCAAGAAACUUAGCCAGAUGGACCAGGUGAUCCAGGGACUCAUUGAACGUCUGGAGAAUGACACACUGCUGGUGGUAGCUGGUGACCAUGGGAUGACUAUGAAUGGGGACCAUGGAGGAGACAGUGAGCUGGAGGUCUCAGCUGCACUGUUCCUAUACAGUCCCACAGCCCUCUUCUCCACUGUCCCACCAGAGGAGCCAGAGGUUAUUCCUCAAGUCAGCCUUGUGCCCACACUGGCACUGUUGCUAGGCCUGCCCAUCCCAUUUGGGAACAUUGGGGAAGUGAUGGCUGAGCUGUUCUCAGGUGGCAGUGACUCCCAUCCUCAGGCCUCUGCUCUAGCCCAAGUCUCAGCUCUCCAUAUCAAUGCCCAGCAGGUGUCCCGAUUUCUUCAUACUUACUCAGCUGCUACUCAGGAUCUCCAGGUUAAAGAGCUCCAUCAGCUGCAGAAGCUCUUCACCAAGGCCUCUGCUAGCUACCAACAGCUUCUGCAGAAUCCCCAAGAGGCUGAGGCAUCCCUAAGGACUUUGACUGCUGAAUUGCAGCAGUUCCUGCGGGGAGCUCGGGCCAUAUGCAUCGAGUCUUGGGCCCGUUUCUCUCUGAGCUUCCUUCUCCUGCAUCUGCUUGCUGCUGGGACAUCAGUCGCCACCACGGGUCCUUUUAUUGUGCUGUGGCAGGCAGUCUCAGCUUGGGCCCUUUUGGCCACCCAGACCUUCUACUCCACUGGCCACCAACCUGUCUUCUCAGCCAUCCAUUGGCAUGCAGCCUUCGUGGGAUUUCCAGAAGGUCAUGGCUCUUCUACUUGGUUGCCUGCUUUACUAGUGGGAGCUAACACCUUUGCCUCCCACAUCCUCUUUGCAGUAGGUUGUCCACUGCUCCUGCUCUGGCCCUUCCUGUGUGAGAGUCAAGGGCCAAGGAAGAGGCAGCAGCUCCCAGGGAGUGAGGCUGAGGCCAGAGCCAGUCCUGAGGAGGAACAAGAGGAGCCACUGAUGGAGAUGCGCCUCCGGGAUGCUCCACAUCAUUUCAACGCAGCCCUGUUACAGCUGGGCCUCAAGUACCUCUUUGUCCUUGGAGUUCAGAUUCUAGCCUGUGCCUUGGCAGCUUCCAUCCUCCGAAGGCAUCUCAUGGUCUGGAAGGUGUUUGCCCCCAAGUUCAUCUUUGAAGCCAUUGGUUUCAUUGUGAGCAGUGUGGGACUUCUCCUGGGCAUAGCUUUGGUGAUGCGAGUAGAUGGCGCUGUGAGUUCCUGGUUCAGAAGACUAGUUCUGGCCCAGCAGAGGUAGCCCAGGCUGAGCAUGUCAGCACCUGGCCAUGGAGAGAGCUGGAGAAUCCUCUGGCCUGACCUGUACUGGUGCUGGAUAUUCUGCAAGAGAGACUCAGACACACCCCUUACCACUGUGUAACCAGAGACUGCUUACCCUGGGACUUCACCAUUUUAUAAUUCAGAAUCUCUGUGGAGCCUGAGCCCUAGCUCCUUAUGUGGAUGCAUCUGAUGGACAAGAGGGGCGGUCACCAAAGUGAAAUAAAAUAACAACGUAAAUGUGUGUGUCUAAGACA